Molecule: messenger RNA, 1286 nt
Organism: Eufriesea mexicana
Lineage: Eukaryota; Metazoa; Arthropoda; Insecta; Hymenoptera; Apidae
Product: extensin-like
Exons: 2
Coding region: 72-1127 (351 amino acids)
Cellular component (GO): extracellular region
Molecular function (GO): chitin binding
Source: RefSeq, a predicted model, not a curated record
GUACGAUCUGCACAAUAGUACUAUAGAAGGCAUCACAAGAAAUUGUGUCUACGGUGCUUUGUGAAGUAACAAUGAAUACAAUAUUUGUGGCAACAUUUGCCACACUUCUGGUGGCCUAUGCGUCUGCCGGUAAUCUACCUAAGUGUCCAAAUGAAGAUAAACUAGAUAUCAACCUAUUACCGAAUCCAGAUGAUUGCAGCACCUACUACGCUUGCAGCAAUGGCGAACCAUUCAUAAUGGUAUGCAGUGAAGGACUUGAGUUCAACCCGGAGGAUAAGGUGUGCGAUUGGCCACUAGCGGAACCAAAAUGUAAUCGUCAUCACCGGCCAGGAUCACAUCCUACAGGAUUGCCUGGUUCUUCGAAACCACCACGUCCUACAGAAUUGCCUGGUUCUUCGGCAUCGUCUAAUUCUUCGAGACCACCACGUCCUUCCAGACCAACACGUCCUUCCAGACCAACACGUCCUACAGAAUUGCCUGGUUCUUCGGCAUCGUCUAAUUCUUCGAGACCACUACGUCCUUCCAGACCAACACGUCCUACAGAAUUGCCUGGUUCUUCGGCAUCGUCUAAUUCUUCGAGACCACCACGUCCUUCCAGACCAACACAUCCUACAAAAUUGCCUGGUUCUUCGAGACCACCAUGUGCUUCCAGACCAACACGCCCUACAGAAUUGCCUGGUUCUUCAAGACCACCACGUCCUUCUAGACCAACACGCCCUACAGAAUUGCCUGAUUCUUCGAGACCACCACGUCCUACAGAAUCAUCUCCUGCAGAACCAUCAUCUGCAGAACCACCAUCUGAAGAACCAUCAUCUCCUGCAGAACCAUCAUCUUCUGCAGAACCAUCAUCUACAGAACCAUCAUCUUCUGCAGAACCAUCAUCUGCAGAAACAACGUCUCCUGCAGAACCACCAUCUACAGAACCAUCAACUGCUUCCAGUACAAUACAAUCCAGUUCAAUUUCCACAGGUUUUCGACCUGCUGUCACCAGCACAACCACCAGGACAACCGCUAGGACAACUAGAAGACCAAUCAUUAUCUGGCCCACAAGAUGGCCCUUCCCUAUACACUUCCCUACGUUAUGGCCACGACCUUCUACUCGUAUAAUCUCUAACGUGGCAGGUUAAUAAGGGGUGCAUUAGUAAUUCAGGAGUAAUCAAACACAAUCUAUACUAACCUACGUUACAUGUAUUAUAUAUUAUGUAAUGUAAUAUAUAUAUAUAUAUCAUGAAAGUUUGACGUGUAAAGCAUAGAUUAUAAUAAAUCUUCAUUAUAAUUGAAUGUAA